AUGUGUAUCCCUUCAAAUUCUGAAAUUAUGAAACAUCUGAUAAAAAUUGAAUCAAAAUUGGAAAAUAUUGACAUUAAGCUGAAAACUUUAGAUGUUUUAGAAUCAAAAGUUGACAAAUUUGAAAGAGAUUUAAAAUCAUUAUGGUUAAAUGUACAUGAUACAAAAAAGGAGACAGAUGAUAAGCUAUUAAAGUUUGACGAUCGCAUAAGCCAUGUUGAAAUUUCUAACGCAGAGAAGUUGUCAAAACUUGAAUCAUUGGAAAAAGAAAAUGACCAAAUAAAAGAAGACCUGUCUUAUCUACGAUCCCAGUCUAUGAGAAAUAAUCUCAUUUUUGGUGGAAUAUCCGAGUCGCUGAAUGAAAAAGCAACAGAAACUGAAAACAAACUAAGGGAGCAUUUGGUUAAUAAGCUGGGACUCGCACAAGAUACAGUAGAUGCCUUGAAGAUAGAAAGAGCCCACAGAAUGGGGUACCAAUCAACUGAUCCAUCAAAAUUAAUCAACAGAAAAAUUGUAUGCAAAUUUGCGUAUUUCAAAGAUAGAGAAACUGUAAGGAAGCAGCACUUCAAACUUGAUGGUAAACAAUUCUUUAUGCAUGAACAGUUCCCGCCUGAGGUCGUGGCAAAACGUAAGAGAUUAAUUCCUAAACUUCGUGAGGCGAGAGCAAAAAACCAUAACGCAUGGAUCUCUUAUGACACAUUAUUUAUCGAUGGAAAACCAAUCAACUUGGAAUAG
Ruditapes philippinarum (Manila clam) is the source of this 732-nucleotide messenger RNA. RefSeq lists its product as uncharacterized. Lineage: Eukaryota; Metazoa; Mollusca; Bivalvia; Venerida; Veneridae. The transcript has a single exon. Bases 1 to 732 code for a protein of 243 amino acids. The record is from RefSeq and is a predicted model, not a curated record.